Messenger RNA from Didymosphaeria variabile, 1680 nucleotides. RefSeq lists its product as uncharacterized. The record is from RefSeq and is a predicted model, not a curated record. Lineage: Eukaryota; Fungi; Ascomycota; Dothideomycetes; Pleosporales; Didymosphaeriaceae. The coding region runs from base 1 to 1680 and encodes 559 amino acids. The transcript has a single exon.
AUGCGGACAAACAUCGACAAAGAGAUCGAGGCUAUCGACCUAGAUCAACUUUUUGACCAAACCGUUGAGACAGGCUUGUUUCAGCAGUAUAGCGAUGCUACCACGGCCCCUUCCAGCUCCGACGAUUUGUCGUAUCUCUUCGAAGAGCCUUCCUCGAACGGGAGUAACCCGUGCGACACGACAGCCUUGCCCAGUUGGGGCACUCCGAAUGAGGGCGAUGCUUGGCAUAAGGCUAUCCAUCGACUUGGGGAACAAAACGUAGCCUCGCCCCUCAUUGAUAACGAUUCUUCCUCAGUAUACCCUCACAGCGACGGCAAGGCUAGCUUGAGCGAUCCAAUAUUGUCCAGUUUUGAGGAAUUGUUCAUCUUGGACCAUCUCGAUUCACGGCCUGCUUCUCAGCCUUCCUCACCAAAAGUGCAAGUUGAGAAGCCUACUCGGAAGGCUAGGUCUAGUCCGGACCGAUCAAUCCGUGACCGUCACGGAGUUCAUAAGACUGCUCACAAAAAGUCCGCGAGUGCGGGCAAUACCGUCAGAAUGAUGCGGCCUUCGACCUACCGCGCAGGCUUCCAGGACAUCUGGACUCGCAAACUGGACACUGCGGCCGAGGCUUUCAAUCUACAUAUGCCAACAAAUGGCAUCCAUUCGCCACCUCCAUCGACCAAGCUCAUCCAGGACGAACACUCGACCGGUUUCUUUCCUCGUGAACCUCAGCCUUACACCAUCGCCGUCUCUCCACUGGCAGGCGACGCGGGGUCUUCACCAGGUAUCCAUUCUGUGAACUACCAGCUCACCCCUCAACCUUCACCAGCCGUCGAUCAAAAUGGAAUGGCAAAUGCGUUUCAAUUUUCCAACGACGGGAUGGCCGGCGCGUACAUCACCAAUGCGGCUCUUUCAGCCUUGCACACCCCGCCCCCAUCAAAUCGGAUACCCGCUGGCGCCUGGAGCUCCGACAAGUCACCAAACGUAGACUUCGGUUCAUUUUCCUCAUCUCCGAAUUUUCAAAAUACCACGAAGACUACCGGCUGGUGGAGUGGACCUAACACACACUCCAUACCCGUCACCGGGCCCUCUACAACAUCUACCUACCAAAGCCCGCAGUCGCGCUCAGCUAGCCAAAACAUGGGAUUUGGCACAUCUCCCAGCUCAGUGACAGGACUGGGCAUCUCAUGCGACAGUGCGAGUUUUGGCGGGUAUGCACCAGAGAUGAACGACAGCCAAAAUGGUAUGCCUCAUGCAGCCUCGUCCUUCGAUAUGCCCCCCUACGCCGCUGUAUACCCUCCCACUCCAGGAAUUCCUAUCGGUCAUGGACCCGCCAACCCGCCAUCACGUUCACCUUCUCUCUCCCCACAACCACGCUUCACCAGACGCCGGCAUUCUUCUCACCCGCACAACCGCACCGCAUCCCGCCGCAAGUCUUCAGGAUCCAGCCAGCACUCCGCUCAAGCUAGUUCCCGGGGUAUAUCUUUGGGCGGUGGAUUCGUGAAUUUCACACCAGACGACAGCAGGAAGAUACUAACAGGCGUGGCACCGAGCGGGAGUUCCAAGACGAAAGCGCGACGGGAAAAAGAGGCCGCGGAGAAGAGGAGAAAGCUGAGCCAGGCGGCCGUGAAGGCAGUAAUGGAGGCGGGCGGAGAUUUGUGGAGGCUGGAGAAGGAGGGACUACUUGCGCUAGAGGGCUAG